Aspergillus thermomutatus is the source of this 2472-nucleotide messenger RNA. RefSeq lists its product as uncharacterized. Gene Ontology annotation, cellular component: cytoplasm. Lineage: Eukaryota; Fungi; Ascomycota; Eurotiomycetes; Eurotiales; Aspergillaceae. The record is from RefSeq and is a predicted model, not a curated record. Bases 1 to 2472 code for a protein of 823 amino acids. Gene Ontology annotation, molecular function: electron-transferring-flavoprotein dehydrogenase activity; DNA binding; zinc ion binding. The transcript has 4 exons. Gene Ontology annotation, biological process: DNA-templated transcription.
AUGGGCUCUGGCUCGGAAUUCAAGUUUGAUGAAAUACUACGUCGUCUUGACAAAAUUGAAAAACACAUUUUUCAAAAUGGAAAUCAAGUGGCCGCCGAAGCGAAUGGGACUAUUCCACUCGGGAUUACCUCUGCCAGUGAUGAGACGGCCAAAAGCUCCGAGAUGCAAAAUUGGCAAAUCAAGCCCGGUCUUCUCCGGCCAUCGUACCGUGCUUUCCUCUGCACUAUGGAUUUGAUGCGAUUUCUUGAAGAGAAGAAGACAUCACUGGACCAAGUACGUCGCAAGUACCUUCGGACGAUCCAUAGCUGGUUGCCUAUCGUCUCCGAAAAGCGGGUCCUGAAGGGAUUCGAAAGAAUUCAGAAUGGUGAUCCCUCUGCAGCAUCCACACUUCUGGUGUUCUCUAUGCUACUUGUUAUUUCUAAUCCGUUCGACGACGAGGAUGGAUCCUCGCCCACCGAAUCCCAUCUGUAUCUGACCACUAAAUAUCAGUUUUCCCUAUUCCUGUCGCUAUCCUGCCCUUCGAUAGAGCUGGUUCAAGCCGGGAUUCUGAUAGCUUUAUACGAACACGCUCAAGGAGCCACGGAUAUGGCAUACGUCACCAUUGGAACAUGCGCGAGGCUAGCUUACCUGCUCGGGCUCCAUAGAGCUGUACCCUGUCCUUCCAUCACAACAGAAGAAAUUCAAAGUAGGGUCGAAGAGGAAAAUCGCACUUGGUGGGCUAUUGUUGUGGUAGACAGAUAUAUCAAUAUGGAGCCACUAGCACCACCUAGACCAGCUGCAGUGGAGAAUCCAACUCCAGAGGAGACCCUUCCGCAACAGUACCAACCAUGGCCGAGUACAUUCCCUGCCAUUCAGUCGUCCCCUUUGUCGAGUGGUAACAGCGAAGGUGAUUGGGACUACGCCCUUGAGGCAAACGCGGCUAGAAAGCUUGGCCAAGUGCAAGAUUUGAUCCGCGAAAACUAUUCGGAUGAGACCAUACGAAUGGAGAAAGCAUUCCAGAUAUACAAUGAGCUGGAAGAGAUGUUGAUACAUAUACGAAGGCGACAUAAUAUCUCUCUAUACAACCGAUAUGGUGGAGGCUUUGCAACGGGUAUUGGGGCUGCAUUGACGCUUUUACUCUCCUUCCGCCAGGAUUCCGGGGGAGCGACCGGAGAUGACGUCUGUACCUUGAAGCUCCAGGAAUUGUGUCAUGCCAUGGUGGUGAUAUGUAAUGACCUGGAGGAGGUGACUUUCAACCCCAGCCUCAGUCUUGAUUCAAUACCGCCAUCGGUGAUCAGCGCCAUCUACUACGCGGCUUUGGGACAAAAGGUUAUUCGCCAGAUGGAUCUCUCCGCCGACGUUGAAGACUGGGAGGGUUCGAUAUUCAUCAAGUCACUUCGAGCUCUCAGCACGCGAUGGAUGCUGGCCAACUCCGACAAGGUCAAGAUUGUCUUGAUCAAUCCGUCGGAGAAGCAUUACUUCAAUAUUGCGGCUCCGCGGAUUCUCGCAAAGCCCCAGUUCUUCCAGCCGAAUCAAUAUCUCCUCCCCAUCGAAAAAGCAUUUGCGCGCUACCCCAGGGAGUCGUUUCAAUUCAUCAAAGGAAGAGCAACCGGCAUCGAUACCGCCUCAAAGACAGUCAAGGUUUCCUCGCUGCAAUCGGUCCUUGCCUACGACUAUCUCGUAAUUGCAUCCGGCAGCACGACGGCUUCCUCACUGCAGGGGGAGCCGGCUCCUUUCAAGCCGUUCGGCGACCAUGAUAUCGACGCCUCCAUUCGCUCGAUCCAAAAGGUCAUCUCCAAUGCGACAAGUGUCGUCGUGGGUGGAGCAGGCCCGGUGGGUGUCGAAUUUGCGGGCGAGCUUGCAGAGGCUUUUAAAGAUAAACGGGGCGCUUCGGUCACUCUCAUUUCGGCGUCGAAACAUGUCUUGCCCGGGUUAAAGGAAAGGGCCAGUAUUAUGGCGGAGAAGGUCCUUGCAGAAAAGGACGUCAAGGUGAUUACCUCCCGCAAGGUGGUGGACGCCGUGCGCCACGUUUCUGGCAACAAAAGUCAGUGGGUUGUCAGCCUGGACAACGGCGAGCAGCUUGAAGCAGACGUGUACAUCUCUACGACGGGGGUGAUCCCCAACAACCAGUUUGUCCCCGCAGAAUUUCUCUCCGCCGAUGGCUGGAUCAAGGUAGACGACACACUGCGUGUUACGGGAGGGGAUGGCUCGAUCUACGCGCUCGGAGACAUUACCGUCCAACCAGUGCGCACGGCAAUCAAAGUUGCAGAGCAGGUCCCAGUGGUUGUGGCCAAUCUCAAGGUUGCAAUCCUUGGCUGGGGAAAGGCUGCUACCUACUCCUCCAAUGACUCUAUCAUGAUGCUUGUGCCGAUUGGAGAAAGUACGGGCACGGGUCAGAUGUUCGGAUGGAAACCUUGGGGAAUUCUGGUUUCCAAGAUCAAGGGGAAGGACUUUUUUGUUUCGAAAGCUGCUGGGAUGCUUGGUUUGAGCUGA